This is a messenger RNA of Mercenaria mercenaria, 1842 nucleotides long. RefSeq names its product sodium-coupled monocarboxylate transporter 1-like. The coding region runs from base 1 to 1842 and encodes 613 amino acids. Gene Ontology annotation, cellular component: membrane. NCBI's taxonomy places the organism in Eukaryota, Metazoa, Mollusca, Bivalvia, Venerida, Veneridae. Gene Ontology annotation, biological process: sodium ion transport; transmembrane transport. The record is from RefSeq and is a predicted model, not a curated record. The transcript has 2 exons. Gene Ontology annotation, molecular function: symporter activity.
AUGAAUGAACAGUUCUUGUAUAAAAGAGCUUUUGGAACAAUUGAUUAUGUAGUGUUUGGAGCUCUUAUCAUGGUAUCUAUCGCAAUUGGAAUAUUUUUCGCCAUCAAGGACAAGAAACGCAACACAUCAUUUAACUACUUCUUAGGAGACAGGAAUAUGAAGACAAUUCCUGUCGCUUUGUCUUUUGUAGUAACAUUUCAGUCUUCAAUAAUGAUGUUAGGUACUCCGGCUGAAGUAUAUACCUAUGGAAUACAGUACGCUAUAGGGGCAAUUGGAGUUAGUGUUGCUUAUCUUCUAAUAAUCUUAAUUGUUGUACCGUUAUUCCACCCGUUGAAUGUAACAAGUGUGUAUGAAUAUUAUCAGUUACGUUACGGAACAAAGUCUGUCCGGUAUCUUGGUGUGAUUUUAGGAGUUAUAUAUUAUACACUUUACAUGGGCAUAGUUUUGUUUGGAACUGCUUUGGCGAUUCAAUCCACAACCGGACUUCCCGUUUGGAUGUCGACUGUAACAUUUGCAGCUGCAGCUACUUUAUAUACGUCUAUAGGAGGAAUUAAGGCUGUCAUAUGGACCGAUGUUUUCCAGUCAAUUAUCAUGCUCAGUGGAAUCUUAGCAGUUAUCAUGAAAAGUACAAUUAGUUCUGGUGGACCUGCCAACGUUGCUCGAAUUGGCAAAGAACGCUUCAACUUCUUCAAUUUUAACCCCGAUCCAACGAUCCGACACACAUUCUGGACAUUAGUUAUUGGAUCCAUUCCUCAAUAUUUCUACCCGGCUAUAACACAGGCAGGGGUGCAACGAAUAAUAGCUACACCAAAUGUUAACACUGCACGGAGAAUGUUGUAUAUUGCUGCCCCAACAUAUUGCAUUGUUUGGAUUAUAGUUUUGUUAGAGGGAGUAUCCGUAUUUGCUUAUCAUAGUUUAAGAGGUUGCGAUCGGCAGGUUACCAACCCAAACCAGAUAAUACCAUUCACGAUACUUGAAAUGUUUCACAACUUCCAAAGAAUGUCUGGUUUGUUUAUUGCAGCUCUUUCAGCUGCAUCUUUGAGCACGAUUUCUUCAGGAUUAAGUGGACUGGCAGCGGUCACGUGCAUCGAUCUUUUAAAAGUUCUCAAACCGAAUAUUACUGAUCAAGCAGCAACAAAUAUAUCAAAACUCUUUGUUUUCAUGUAUGGAAUUAUUUCAACAUCUUUUGCUCUAUUGGUUACCAAUGCGAAAGGGGCUUUAGGUGAACUAAUGUUUGUUUUUUCUGGAGCUGUUGCAGGGCCAGAAACAGGAAUGUUUCUUGUGUCAGUUUUCUUCCGUCGUAGCCAGCCAAAGGCUGUUUUGUUCGCCACAUGUGUUGGUGUAGGUUUUAGUCUAUGGCUGAUGUUGGGGCAGACGUUCUUCUCAGAUUUGACAAGAACAUCGUAUCUUCCUCUAGGACCUACAGACCAUUGUUCAGGUUAUCAAAAUACUACGACAGCAACUAUUUCAUUGGAAAAUACACAAAUUCCUAUUAGUUAUUUAUCAUCAACAGCAUCAUCCUUAAAUACAUCUAAACCCCUGAAUAGCAGAUCAACGUCUGGAUUAAAAACUUUCUACUCAAUAUCUUACAUGUAUAUUCAUUUGUUAGGAACAGUUACAACAAUAAUUAUAGCAGUGGUAGGAAGUCUGUUACCACUGUCUAAAGAACAGCACUUGCCCGUUGUCGAUGAACGCUGCAUGCUUCCGUUUUCUAUAUUUAUUCCGUCUUUCUUUCAAAGACCGUUCCAUAAAUGUAGAGCGAAGGAACAGCGCAAACAAAAUGAUAUUGUUGAAGACGAAACCGAUGAAAUAUUGUCAGGAGAACAAUGUACAAACGUCUGA